Molecule: messenger RNA, 392 nt
Organism: Paramecium primaurelia
Lineage: Eukaryota; Ciliophora; Oligohymenophorea; Peniculida; Parameciidae
Source: the annotation of a GenBank genome assembly
AUGAAUUAAUUGAACGAUCAAAAUCCCAAUCAAAUUUUCUCUAUAUUAGGCAGUGCCGUCUCUUGUAUAUUUUUGUAUCUAUUAUAGAAUGUCCCAACUAUGAUUCAAAGUUGAAUUAUCUUUUAGAAUCAAGAAAAAUAUUUUUAUUUAAUUAAGUCUUACAAUAACAAAUUCAGUUUAUAAAAGAUAAAAAUAGUUUAUUGAAUUAAUAAUUAAUUCAACCUUAAAAGAAAUAGAGAAGAAAAGCAAAUGAAAUUUCUAAAAUAUAUAAAUGUACUUAGUGUGAAAAAUCAUAUGGAUCAGAGGCAUCCUUAAAUCUCCACAGUAAAUUAAAACAUCCAAUGAUUGAAUCGGAAUCAAAAACAUAGAUUGAACACAGUUUUUAAAUUUGA